Molecule: messenger RNA, 877 nt
Organism: Hibiscus syriacus
Lineage: Eukaryota; Viridiplantae; Streptophyta; Magnoliopsida; Malvales; Malvaceae
Product: probable aminotransferase ACS10
Exons: 1
Coding region: 376-798 (140 amino acids)
Source: RefSeq, a predicted model, not a curated record
AAAAAAUAUUUUUAGAUUCGCUGGUCUUCAUCCUACAACUAUGAUCAAACACAAUACGUUUGAUGUAUUUGCAAGCGAUGGUGGUAGAUAAUUUGGUAAAAUUCGCCAUUUCAGUAAACUCACAGCUUUUCCCUCCUAAAAAUCACAACUGCUAAAUCCCCCACUUAUGGCGAGGACGAGGACCGGCUGUGCAUCCCAUAAUUCCCUAAAAACCCUCACAAAGCUGUUAUUUUAUCCAUCCAUCCAUUCAUGAUUCAUCGUAAUACCGAUAUUUUCGAUUCUUCUCUUCUCCUUAUGUGGCCAUGACUUCACUACUAUGACACACAAACCCUUUAAUCCCGGACUCGGAGCCCCGAAACCCAGAAGGAAACAGCCAUGAGAGUGAUAGUUCCUCUGCAAGGUGUUGUUCAAGGACGAGGAGGCCUAGUUUUAGGCUCCAUAAUCCCUUGCGCGCUCUUUUACUUCCUCCAGUUCUAUUUGAAGCGGCACCGUAAAGACGCGGAUGACCAGAACAAUUCGAAUUCCUCGCCUCAAAACCCCUCCCGUUCCCCGUCGUUCGGGAAGUUAUCGGAGCUUCCUGGGUUGACACGUAAUUACUCUUGGGGUUUGUCAUCUCCGCGGAGUCAGACUGGGCCCGUCUCUGUUUCGGGUCGGGUUAAUGGGAUCGUGAAGGGUGCGGAUUCUCCGUAUUUUUUGGGAAUGAUGAGGGCUAAGGAGGAUUCGUAUGAUGAACUCAGAAAUCCAAAUGGGGUCAUUCAGCUGGGUUUAGCAGAAAACAAGGUAGGUUUUUUUUAUUAAGUUCAUCCAUAACCAUAAAAAAAAAUUAUUUCUGAAAAAAUAUUUUUAGAUUCGCUGGUCUUCAUCCUACAACUAUGAU